GGACUCCAUGCUCCUAGGAGCGUCUUGGUUGUGCGCUUCCAAAGCCGCUGCAGCGCAGAGCGAAGGAGAAGAGGAAAGGCAAGGCGAGAGGAGGAGGAGGCGAGCAGCAGCAGCAGCAGGAGGAGAAGAGAUGGACGAGUCCUCCUUGCUGGAUUUGCUGGAGUGCUCGGUGUGCUUGGAACGUCUGGACACUACUGCCAAGGUACUCCCGUGCCAACAUACCUUCUGCCGCCGCUGUCUAGAAAGUAUCGUCUGCUCUCGCCACGAGCUGCGCUGCCCCGAGUGUCGCAUCCUGGUGGGCUGUGGGGUGGAUGAACUGCCCGCCAACAUCCUGCUCGUCAGGUUGCUGGAUGGCAUCCGCCAGAGACCCCGAGGCAGCGGCGGGGGAGGUGGGAGCAGCAGCUGCAGCAGCAACGGGAAUAGCCCCACGGCCAGGGGUCAUGGUCCUACCCCAGCUGGAGGGGGUGGAGGAGGUGGAGGUAAUGCCCCGGGUUCCCCAGCCUAUCACCCAGCCGCCGCCGCAGCCGCUGCCACGAUCUCCGGGGGCACCAGCGCCGCCGCCAGUCUUCGAGAGCUGGCAGCAGCCAGCAGGAGCGCCCUCCUGGGAAAGAAUAUUUCCCAACUUCCUUGUGGCAAAGCCCUCUAUAGCUAUGAGGGGAAAGAACCUGGUGAUCUCAAGUUUAACAAGGGAGACAUCAUCAUCCUUCGUCGAAAGGUGGAUGAGAACUGGUACCAUGGGGAGCUGAAUGGAAACCAUGGCUUCUUCCCUGCCAGCUAUAUUCAGUGCAUCAAGCCCUUACCACAAGCCCCACCCCAGGGCAAAGCACUUUAUGACUUUGAGAUAAAGGAUAAAGAUCAGGACAAGGACUGUUUAACUUUCACCAAGCUCAACGAAUCCGCCAAACAGCUUAUUGAGAUGGACAAGACAUGCUUAGCUGCUGCAUCUGGCUGCGAUGUCUCCCUGCCAUCUGACACCAACAUGGCAGGCAAUCUGGCCCAGUGUUCUACCUUAAGCAGCUCGGGAGCAGUCAGUGCCAUUCAGCGGCGUAUUGAUGGCAAGAAGAAUGCCAAGAAACGCCACUCCUUCACUGCCCUCAGUAUGACGCACAAAUCCUCCCAGGCUAUGAGCAAUAGGCAUUCCAUGGAAAUUAGUGCUCCUGUUUUGAUCAGCUCUAGUGAUCCCCGGGCUGCUACCAGAAUUGGAGAGUUGACUCACCUUUCAUCCAGUGCUCCAGCCCAGGACUCUUCUUCAGCUGGAUCUGCUACGGUGGCUGGGCCCCGGACAAGUGCAGUUGUUGGAGAACAGGGAACAUCCCCAAAGGUCCAGCUGCCCCUCAAUAUAUACCUAGCACUUUAUGCAUAUAAGCCACAGAAGAAUGAUGAGUUGGAACUACGUAAGGGGGAGAUGUACCGAGUCAUUGAGAAGUGUCAAGAUGGCUGGUUCAAGGGAACAUCCCUGAGAACUGGGAUCUCUGGAGUCUUCCCAGGAAACUACGUGACUCCUGUCUCCAGGGUUCCUAUAGGAGGAGCUGGGCAGCCUCGGAAUAAUAUUCCUGGAGGGUCUCCGCUGGCUAAAGGGAUGGCAGGAGCUGCUCUUCCAGGAGGUGGAAGCCUGACCAACCCAGCCACUACUGUCAGACCCAUUGUUCCACUCACUGCACCUCAGACCCAUCCCCAGCACCAGGCAGCUUCUCCUCCUUUGAGCAAUUGUCUGAGGCAUUCAGCUCAGCAGGCAGCCAGUCAGUCUCGAAGUGCCAUGCAGAUAGCUGCCCACCCUUCUGCUCAGUCUCAAGACCGUCCCACUGCGACAGUAUCACCUCUACGUACCCAAAGCUCUCCAUCCCGCCUGCCAGCUACGGGGAUCAGGCCACACACCAUCGUAUCUCCACAGCACCUCCACCAAUCCUCAAUUCAGGUCGUCUCUGGAGCACAGUGCCCCAGGCCUGUCAUCCCUUUGACAUCAGCAGCCUCGGCCAUCACACCUCCCAAUGUCAGUGCAGCCAACCUGAAUGGAGACAUGGGCAGUGGGCCCAUCGGUAGCUUGAUGACUUCCAGCCCAACCAACACAGCCUGCAAAACAGAGGAGAAAAAGAAUGAAAAGGUAAUCAGUCCUCUGGGCAAGUACCGAGUUGUGGUCUCCUACCCUCCCCAGAGUGAGGCCGAGAUUGAGCUGAAAGAAGGAGACAUUGUGUUUGUGCACAAGAAGAGAGAGGACGGCUGGUACAAAGGGACACUGCAGAGGAAUGGCAGGACAGGCCUCUUCCCUGGAAGCUUUGUGGAAAGUUUCUGAUAAGGACUGGCUGGCUUUCUCCCCCUAGCAUCCACCACCAUUCUCCAAACCAAAAGACCUUCCAGAGGAAAUUUCCAUAGCACAAGAAAAGAAAACAAAGGGAAGCUUCACUGUUCUCCACCGUCACCGUCCUUUCCAAAGACACUCCCAGGCCUUUCCGCUCUCAAGGCCCGGGGCUGCGCUGCUGUGUUUCUGUAACCAGGGGAUGCCUUGGACCAGGGGGAAAGGAACCUGGGCUAGACACUAAUUGAGAGAACACAGCUUUGGAUUGUAUUUCAACUUAAAUGCCAACUCCCUUUGUGUAAAUUACAGAGAGAAAAUAUCUUUUAAAAAGAAAAUAAGAAGAAAGUUGAUUUAUUGCUGUAACUUAUUUUGUCGGAGCUGUAGUGCUCUUGGUUCCUGCCUAUGCAAGAUGGAUUUGAGAGGUCCAGGACGGCUGCUAGGAAGCGUUGGAAACAAGCCACGUUGGUUUGAUGCUUCUUUUGGAAGGAAGUGAUGUAGGUGGAGAAACAUUUAGGGAGAAUUCCCAUUCAGGCAUUGCCCUGGAGGAUCCACUGGGGAAUCCAAAUUGUUAACGUCGCCCUUUCUAUAUACCUCAGUAAUCUGCUGCCUAAUCAUUUCAGCAAGGGUGCUCAGAGAA
This is a messenger RNA of Vombatus ursinus (common wombat), 2930 nucleotides long. RefSeq names its product E3 ubiquitin-protein ligase SH3RF3-like. Gene Ontology annotation, molecular function: metal ion binding; protein binding. Bases 8 to 2290 code for a protein of 760 amino acids. The transcript has 8 exons. The record is from RefSeq and is a predicted model, not a curated record. Lineage: Eukaryota; Metazoa; Chordata; Mammalia; Diprotodontia; Vombatidae.